AUGCAGCAUCAGCAUCAUCAACAUCCAUACGGGUGCUGCCCAAAUGGCGAGCCUCAUGCAGAGUCUGGGGAUUAUCUCGUUUCUUGGCUCGAUGCACUUUCCGCUCAGGGGACCGCCUGGUAUCCUGCGCUCUACCCAGACCACCCUCGAUCCUCCCAGCACUGGUUCGACGCGCGCACGAUCGUCACCUCUCCUGUGGCCGGCUUCUCUUCCAAUUUCCACCAGGGCUCAUCCGACUCGUAUCAUUAUCGCAAUCAUCCCGGCACGGACGGCGCGCAUUCAAAUUCGCAUACAUUGCCAUUGUGUCAUCAUAACACUUAUCCCCCCGUUAUCCCUCAGCACAAUCCCCUUCCCACAUUCUACGAAGGGCAAUCACCGGAGCUCCCCAUAUAUCAGGCGUUCCCAUCCUUCGACUUCGUGGAUGCAGACUCGAUGCCGUCCAUGUCCUCGUCACCGGCUGCAACAGACACGGAUAGUGUCUCCACCAGCACGAGCGGUCGUCAGAAGACUAAGAUAGAGCUGGCGCCUGAUCAGCCCUUGACCGUCGACGGAAAUCCCCGCAAACGUGUCUUCGUGGCAUGCGAUCGCUGCUCCGCUGUGACGGCGCCCACCCCAAUUGCUGCAAUUGUCAGCGGGUCGCGGAUCAAGGGGUGUUCUGCUCCUAUGAGUCUGCACCCCGGCGACGAGGACAAGACAAGGCGCCCCGCAUACGCUCGCCUGUGGGACAGAGGAAGCCGAGGCGGCCUGCGGUACGCAAGGAGCGCAGUGGUCAUGUUCCAUGAUGAGCAGCUUAGCCAAGGUUUAUGGCUUCGGUAA
Messenger RNA from Dichomitus squalens LYAD-421 SS1, 816 nucleotides. RefSeq lists its product as uncharacterized. The record is from RefSeq and is a predicted model, not a curated record. The transcript is spliced from 2 exons. The coding region runs from base 1 to 816 and encodes 271 amino acids. NCBI's taxonomy places the organism in Eukaryota, Fungi, Basidiomycota, Agaricomycetes, Polyporales, Polyporaceae.